AUGUAGAACAGUACAGAAGUGUCACAAUUCAUAUUCCUAGGACUAAGCAAUGUCCCAGAAUUGCAGGUCCCCUUCUUUAUCAUGUUUGUUCUCAUCUAUCUCAUCAAUGUAGUUGGAAACUUGGGGAUGAUCAUUUCAAUUCUCCGGUACUCUCGACUCCACAAUCCAAUGUACUUCUUCCUCAGUAAUCUGUCUCUGGUAGACUUUUUUUACCCUUCAGUUGUCACUCCAGAAGUCAUGACUGGGCUCCUUAGAGAAGACAAAAUCAUUUCCUACAUUGUGUGGGCUGCUCAGACAUUCUUUUCUGAUCCCUUUGCCAGUGUGAUAAAUUUACUAUUGGCCUUAAUGGCCUCUGACCACUAUGCAGCAGUGUGCAAACCCCUGCAUUAUACCACCACCAUGACAAGUGUAUGUGCAUGCCUGGCCAUAGGUUGAUACGUCAAUGGUUCCCUGAAUGCCUCCAUUCACACUGAGGAAACAUUCAGUCUCCCUUUCUGUAUGUCCAAUGUAGUCCAUCACUUAUUCUGUGAGGUUCCAGCAGUCAUGGCUCUGUCUUGCUCUGAUAGACAUGUGAAUGAAGUGGCUCCUUUUUAUGUAACCAGCUUCAAUAUCCUCUUUGCCAUUCUAGUUAUCUUGAUAUCCUACUUAUUUAUAUUUAUCACCAUCCUAAAGAUGCACUCAACUGCAGGAUACCAGAAGGCUUUGGCCACUUGUGCCUCCCACCUCACUGCAGUUGCCAUCUUCUAUGGGACUAUUAUCUUCAUGUAUAUACAGCCCAGCUCCAGUCAUUCCACUGACACAGACAAAAUUGCAGCUGUGUUUUAUAUUACUGUCUUCCCCAUGCUGAACCCUGUGGUCCAAAGACUGAGGAAUAAGAUGAAGAGUACAUUCAAGAAAAUUGUUGAGAAGGUAAAAUUGUCUCUAGGAUGGUGA
Messenger RNA from Symphalangus syndactylus (siamang), 933 nucleotides. Its product is annotated as olfactory receptor 5B3-like. Gene Ontology annotation, cellular component: membrane. The record is from RefSeq and is a predicted model, not a curated record. Gene Ontology annotation, molecular function: olfactory receptor activity. Lineage: Eukaryota; Metazoa; Chordata; Mammalia; Primates; Hylobatidae. Gene Ontology annotation, biological process: G protein-coupled receptor signaling pathway.